Messenger RNA from Ostertagia ostertagi, 1437 nucleotides. The record is from the annotation of a GenBank genome assembly. Lineage: Eukaryota; Metazoa; Nematoda; Chromadorea; Rhabditida; Trichostrongylidae.
AUGCUUUCCGCACUCGAUUCCAGUUACUUAAUGCCGAUUGAUUCGUCCACGACGGUUGAGGUACAACUCCGCACUAUUUCACGUCGUGAGGGAAACAUCUCGAAGGCAAGGAAUGGAAUCAAAGAAGCCGUCGAAAUCCUUCGAAAACGCUACCAGUCCUUGUUGUUCUUUGCGCAGUCUCAAGAGGACCCAACACAAAUCAAUAGCGAUAUCGAUCAGUUUUGGACGGAGAUACAAGGCGAAAAGCUCAUCGACGAUGCGCAGGAGACCAUACUAUCUCUCGACACGCAACUCAUUAUGGAUCAGAACAUCCAAGCUUCACUCCUGUCUCAGCUCAAUAACGAUAUGGUUACCACCACAGCAACAUUGGCUGUCACGGAUGCAUCACGUCAGACCAACGAUCUACCGUCUCACGAGAACCAGGAUUGUCAUCAGCGAUCAAGAACCAGCUCUUCAUCUCAGGAAGUCCCCCCUUCAAUUUUACAACCAAUUCAACUUCGGCCGAUAGAGCUACCAACCUUCGACGGUGAUACAGCGCAAUUCCACGACUUCUGGUGCAGGUUCAAGACCGCAGUCCACGACAAUGACACUCUCUCGUUGCCGACCAAGUUUAUCUACCUGACGAACUCGCUCAGAGGAAGCGCCGCGUUGAUAGUUCAAGGCUACGACUUGUCAAAGCCUGAGAAUUAUCAUCUAGCAAUCCACGCGCUCAGAAGACGAUACGACCGUCCGCAGUUCACUCAUAACUUAUUCCAUCAUAAACUUGAGCAACUUCAGAUGUCAACGUCGUCAGCAUCGACUCAACGUGAUACACUUUGCCAGAUUCAGUCGUUCGUCUCGCAAAUCAACCGCUACGAAGACACUAGUACCUCAUUGGCUCUCAUGAAGUUGAUUCGAAGCAAGUUCCCUAAGGAAACCCAAUUGGAAGUGAACAGAUUGGAGCAUCGAUCGGGCAAAACAUGGACCUUACCAGAACUCCUGGACGGACUGAACGAAGUGAUUGAGGAGUAUGAGAAGCUGGACGACUAUACAGUAGAUCAACCCAGCUCAGCAGUUCAUGCCAAUCCUGUCACUACCAUCCGCUCUCGAUCACCAACGCCUGAGCCGCGCCUACAACAAUUUCUCACUGAUCACAAACCCAACUCAUAUCAACAAAAUAUCAAUUCUGUUCCCCGCCUUAACCAUCUAAACAUCACCGGUAUCACAAAAGAUCCAGAUCCGUCAUUAGCUCGACCAACAGGAUGCCUCAAGAUCCCUACGGUCAGUGGACCUAUUCGCACGCUGUCAGAAGCUUACGCCAAGACACUCCGACCCGCUAUAGUUCCAUUCUACGCUACGGCAUCGCAUCUCCCGUGUGCAGUUCCACCUUCUAUGCCGUACUACAUCUCCGAUGAAGAAGUGAAGGACAAUGUCUACGCUGAUAACACCAUAUUGUGA